Molecule: messenger RNA, 4276 nt
Organism: Drosophila eugracilis
Lineage: Eukaryota; Metazoa; Arthropoda; Insecta; Diptera; Drosophilidae
Gene: dpp
Product: protein decapentaplegic
Exons: 3
Coding region: 1189-2991 (600 amino acids)
Biological process (GO): SMAD protein signal transduction; BMP signaling pathway
Cellular component (GO): extracellular region
Molecular function (GO): cytokine activity; growth factor activity
Source: RefSeq, a predicted model, not a curated record
CAGCGCUGAUCGAGUUUAAAUCUAUAGCGAAAUGAGCGGCGGAAAGUGAGCCACUUGGCGUGAACCCAAAGCUUUCGAGGAAAACUCUCGGGCCACCAAAAAAAAAAAAAUUACAAGAAAAACACAAAAGUAUCUGAAAGAUUCGCGAAGUGACGCGUGAAGAUCUCCAAUCCCCAAAAGAUCUCGGUGCGGAAACAAAGAAAUUGAGGCAUUUGAGGUUGUUGUGCGCGAGUGUGUGUCUUCUGCUUGGUGUGUGGAAUGUCAACUGACGGGUUGUAAAGGGAAACCCUGAAAUCCGAACAGCCAAAGCAAAUAAAGCUGUGAAUACGAAAUAAGUACAACAAACAUUUACAGAUACAGAUACAGAUACAGAUAGAGAAACAGAUACUGGAGAUGCUCCCAGAUACAGCUACUAGUGAAUUAGUUUAAAAACUCAAGAGAUCUAAGAAGAAAAACAUAGUGCGUGUGUGUCAGUUGGAAAAUAUGUGGAUGACCUGCGAACCGUCAGCCGAAGGAGCCGCCGGGUGACAGGUGCAUCCCUCAGAUACCCAGGAUAUCCAGACCCAUCAGGAUUGCACAUCCCAACUCCAGGGUGUCAGGGUGUCAUGUGCCGCGGCAUUUCGACCGCAGCCACAUCAACCGACCAGGUGCGCCUUGAAUGCGGCAACACUAUUUUCAACAAGAACUCGAUCUACUUCAUCUACAAUUAUCGAAGGAAAACAGUAGCCGACGACAGUAGCGGCCGGGCCCACAAGAACACAAGAACAUCCCUAUCAGAUAUUUACACAAGCGUGAUUUAUUUGAAAAGCGAAACGGCCAGAGCGCCAUAAACAUCUGUAAAUUGUGCAAAUAUAUCCAAGUGUAACCGAAAGCCGCUCGCCGCGAUAACGGAUCCCAUUCCCAUUCCGAUUUCGAUUCUGAAUCCGAGUCCAAGCCGAUUCUGAUUCCCCGAUUUCGAUCCAAAUUCCGAUCCCGUCAUAAAUUCAGUGGAACGAAAAGUGUACGAGACAGUUGGUCGCUCCUAUUUUGCUUGCUUUCCGGGCGAUCCAUCACACGGCUUUCGAAUUAAUAACCGAACACAUGUCGUAUCGAUAUUCGACUUGAGCGAUACGGUCACCCGGAGAUCCAAUAUCAAGCGAUACCACUCGACCAUAGGAAACUUUAUAAGACUGAGAGUUGCAAGCGACCAUGCGCGCAUGGCUUCUACUCCUCGCAGUGCUGGCGACCUUACAAACGAUCGUUCGAGUUGCUAGCACCGAGGAUAUAUCCCAGAGAUUCAUCGCCGCCAUAGCGCCCGUUGCCGCCCACCUGCAGAUUCCGCCAGAAGGAUCAGGACCAGCGUCUAGAUCAGGAUCGGGAGGAGCAACAACCAGCACAGCAUUAGCAAAAGCAUUUAAUCCAUUUAACGAGCCCUCCUCGUUCAGUGAUAGUGAUAAAAGCCAUCUGAGUAAAAACCGCAACAACAAAAAACAACUUAGCAAAAGUGACGCGAACAACCGACAGUUCAACGAAGUGCAUAAACCAAGAACAGACCAAUUAGAAAAUUCCAAAAAUAAGUCUAAACAAUUAGUUAAUAAACCCAACAACAAAAUGGCUGUCAAAGAGCAAAGGAACCACAACAAGAAGAACCACCAUCAUCGCAGCCAUCAGCAGCAGCAGCACCAGCCAAAAAAGGCCGCCAGCCCAUCAACAUCCGCAUCCACAUCCUCAGAAUCUCAUCAAUCAUCGAUUGAAUCAAUCUUCGUGGAGGAGCCAACGCUGGUGCUCGAUCGCGAGGUGGCCUCCAUCAAUGUACCGGCCAAUGCCAAGGCCAUCAUCGCCGAGCAGGGUCCGUCCACCUACAGCAAGGAGGCGCUGAUCAAGGACAAGCUCAAGCCGGACCCCUCCACUCUAGUCGAGAUCGAGAAGAGCCUGCUCUCGCUGUUCAACAUGAAGCGGCCGCCAAAGAUCGACCGCUCUAAGAUCAUCAUCCCUGAGCCGAUGAAGAAGCUCUAUGCCGAGAUCAUGGGCCAUGAGCUCGACUCGGUCAACAUUCCCAAGCCGGGACUACUGACCAAGUCGGCCAACACAGUGCGAAGUUUUACACACAAAGAUAGUAAAAUCGACGAUCGAUUUCCCCACCAUCACCGGUUUCGGCUGCACUUCGACGUCAAGAGCAUUCCCGCCGACGAGAAGCUGAAGGCCGCCGAGCUGCAGUUGACACGGGAUGCCCUGAGUCCGCAAGUGGUGGCCAGGACGUCGUCGGCGAACCGAACCCGCUAUCAGGUGCUCGUCUACGAUAUAACGCGUGUGGGAGUGCGUGGCCAGCGGGAGCCGAGCUAUCUGCUGUUGGACACCAAGACGGUCCGGCUGAACAGCACGGACACGGUAAGCCUCGAUGUCCAGCCGGCCGUGGACCGGUGGCUGGCGAAUCGCCAGCGGAACUACGGUCUGCUGGUGGAGGUGCGGACUGUCCGCUCCUUAAAGCCGGCGCCGCACCACCACGUACGCCUGCGCCGCAGCGCGGACGAGGCGCACGAGCGGUGGCAGCACAAGCAGCCGCUUCUGUUCACCUACACGGAUGAUGGGCGGCACAAGGCGCGCUCCAUACGGGAUGUGUCCGGCGGAGAGGGUGGUGGCAAGGGCGGAAGGAACAAGCGGCAACCGAGGAGACCGACGCGUCGCAAGAACCACGACGACACCUGCCGGCGGCACUCGCUGUACGUGGAUUUCUCCGACGUCGGAUGGGACGAUUGGAUUGUGGCGCCGCUAGGCUACGAUGCGUUUUAUUGCCACGGGAAGUGCCCCUUCCCAUUGGCCGAUCACUUCAACUCGACGAACCACGCGGUGGUGCAGACGCUGGUCAACAACAUGAAUCCCGGCAAAGUGCCGAAGGCGUGCUGCGUGCCCACGCAACUGGACAGCGUGGCCAUGCUCUAUCUCAACGACCAAAGUACGGUGGUGCUAAAGAACUACCAGGAGAUGACCGUGGUGGGCUGUGGCUGUCGAUAGAUUCGCACCAUCGCACCACCAUUUCCAAGUGGAAAUCGCGAGCGAGAGAGCAUCAAAUGCUGUUUGGUUCCAAGCCGUCAAUGCUUUAAACACAACGCAAACAAAAUGGACUGAAUAUUUGAAUUUUAAGUGUAAAUCGUUAGACUUUAAUCGUAUCGACUAAACGUAAUCGGCGGCAGCCACGCCCCCCCCGAAGAGCCACCCACCAUAACCGCCCACCUUGGAGCCUCUGUCAGUUUCCCCAGCCAGGCUGGGGAAAAAUCCCAGAUCAGAGCGAUUUUGAGAGCGCAGAGUCCACUGUAUAUAGCCGCCAUGCCACGCCCCCAAAACCAGAGAACACCCCCAUCCGUCAGAUACUUCAGAUAUUAGAUACUUUCGUAUCUGUGUGAGCUGCUGCUGCUGAAGAAGAAGUAGAAGUAUGAGUAGGUGUAGAGGGAGUAGAAGUAAGAGUAAGAGUAAGAGCGACCAAUUGAACAAAUUGUAUAAAAAUGCUAAUAUAUUAAAACACUUUAUCGAUGCGAACUGGUAUCUAAGUAUGUAUAUGUUUGUGGAAAGGAGACCUAUUCUACUAGCCGUUUUUGUUAAUAAUUUUAUAAAUCAAUAGCAAUCCAUUUGUAAAUUAACUAGCGAGAGUAUAAUCGAAUAAUGACUUGAAAUUACUUAGGAACUAUCUGACCUAAACCAUAGUUUUAGACAAAAGUAAACAGAAAUUGCAUAUGUCACUCUCUUGUAUAUGUACUAAAUACCUAUAUACAAUAUAUGCGAUACACACACAUCAGCACACACUCACCCAUAACCACACACACACACACACACACACUCACAUAUCGACACGAAAGGGUAUUCAAACUUCGUUCCGAAUUAAACUAAAACGUAACUGUAUAAACAAAACGUAUGCUCUAUAAAUAUAUGAAUAACUAUUUACAUCGUUAUGCGUUCUAAGCUAAGCUCGAGUAAAUCCGUAAACGUUAAUUAAUCUAGAAUUUUAAGACCUAACGCUUAAGCUCAGCAUGUUGGAUAAAUUAAUAGAAACGAAAGAAACAAAAACAAAAUGAAAAACCCACAAAAAGAAAACCCGAUGGAUGGAAAAUAUCGAUUCGUGCCUGAUGUUGCAGAGCACGAUUUGUAUAUGUAAUUCUUCAUAUAAACUUUAUUAUUUUAUUUAUUUAAAAAGAAAACAUAUUUUUGAUGACGACGAUGGCGAUGAUGCGGGAGCGAUGAGGAAAAAGAAAGAUGAAAAAUAUAAAAGAAAAACAAUUUAUUAAAAAAAAAUAAGCAAUGGUAU